CAGGGAAUCCUAGGGUGAAGCGAAUUGCUGCCGGAACCAAAACAACGAAAAAAAAACGGGUGACCGACCGCUCGACAAGCAACCUUGAGAUCAAAAUCCGCUAUCAAAAAGGAAUUGUCCAGUGACACCAAAGAUUCACUAGUCUUCAGGAAGUGGAAGUGCCAGCCAAGGAUAUCGCGCGGUGGGUGGAGAUGCACCGCCAACCGUUCAUCUGCUAGCGGCACACCCUCCCCCGUCGAACCUAGGAAGUACUGCGAAAAGUGUUCGCGAAUUUGGAGUUCGCAUAGUACGGCCAGAAGAUGAUGGCAUCACCGAGUUUCAUGACGCAGUAUCACAAUCACCAGUGGAACAAUAGCAGCGCACAGAGCCAGCUUUCGGCCCUCAAUAUCCUUCCGUAUCAGUAUCCGCCCCAGCCACCCUCGGUCAGCAGCCUCGGCUCGGUGGCGUCCGUGGGCUCGGCGGGCCUUUCGCCGACACAGUCGAUCGCUUCGUCUAGCGGCGCCGCAAGCAACAGCAGCCGAUCCAGUGCCGUCGGUGGCGGCAACCACGGGCACGGCAUCGCCGUAGGAGCAGGGUGCGGCGUGGUCGGUGUCGGUCUCGGCGGAGGCGGCGGCUCCAACACGGCCAGCCCGGACGUCACGACGGCGGCAGCGGCAGCGGUAGCGGCUGCAUCCAGUGCGGCCGCAUCCUACGGAUUCGGUAUGGUUCAGCAGCCCGGAGCGCUCGAGAUGUCCGCAAGAUCUCAGGCAAUGCACUACCCUUCGUACCCGUCGUACAGUCCGGCCAGCUACUACAACAACGUGAGCAUGGCCACCAACCCGUGGUUCACGCAGGAGACGAUGUACGGGACGGCGGCCGGCUGGCACGGGGCGGCCGACGCGUACGGCCUCAAGCUGGAGGAGUACUCGCACCAGACGCAGGCGCAGCGCCGUUGCGCCCGCUGCACCUGCCCGAACUGCAUCAACGAGCUGUCCGGGCUGCCGCCGGUGGUCGGACCGGACGAGAAGGGCAAGCGCCAGCACAUCUGCCACAUCCCCGGCUGCGAGAAGAUCUACGGCAAGACGAGCCACCUGAAGGCGCACCUCCGGUGGCACACCGGCGAGAGGCCGUUCCAGUGCAAGUGGCUGUUCUGCGGCAAGCGGUUCACGCGCUCCGACGAGCUGCAGCGCCACUUCCGGACGCACACCGGCGAGAAGCGCUUCACGUGCACCAUCUGCAGCAAGAAGUUCAUGCGCAGCGACCAUCUCGCCAAGCACGUCAAGACGCACGAGAACAAGGCGAAGAAGAUCGCCAAGCGCUCGGAGAAGCUCGAGGAGGCGAAGCUGCGCCGCGAGGAGGGGAAGCUCUCGAAGGGACUCGACACGGGCGUCGCGGGUGGUUUGGUGACAGCGGUUUCGAAGAAGCUACCCCACGGCGGUUCACUCGCGAAGAUGUCAACGGUCAAGCGCCAGAAGCUGUCCUCGUCCUCGGGCGAUAGAAGCAGGGCAGCGGAGGAAGGGCUGGUGACACCGGGGGGAGGACUCGAGCAACAACAGCAGCAACAGCAUAACCUUCAUCAGAAUCACCACCAUCACCAGCAGCACCAUCAAACGAUGCUGGAAGACAUCAACGCCAACAUCCGGAUACCGGAGAUCAAGUCCGAGUACGGCUCGGCGGCCCCGAACAACAACAACCUAUCGCCGCCGCCAUCGGGAGGCGAGUCGACAGGUUCUACAUCGACGAGCGCCACUUCAACAGCCGCCGCCGCUGCUGCAGCUGCCGCCGCUGCUGCCGCGGCCGCCGCCUACCAGAACUAUCACCACCAUCACCAUCCCGGGCACCACCAUCACCCGCAUCAUCACCAUCACCAUGCGGCAGCGGCGGCGGCCGCCGCCCAUCACCACCACCAUCACCAUCACGCACCGUACUUCCAGAGUGCGUUCUUCCAGACGCCAGCUGCGGGCGCUGACAGUUCGGGCAAGAGCCCGUUCGGCGGCAACUACUGUGACGUCAGUGGGAGCGGUACCGGGUUCCAUGGGAGCCUGCGCAACCUGACCGGACCCAGCACUACCUCGCCGGCAUCUAGCUCCCUCGGAGGAGCGGCCGGCAGUCAGAACAAUUCGGCCAGCAGCAGCACCAGCAACACCACCACCACCACCACUACCAACACGAGCGCGAGUAGCAACAACACCAGCGCCAGCAGUACCAGCAGUAGCACCAGCGGCAGCAGCAGUAACAACACCAGCAACAGUCUCAGUGCCAUCGCCCAGCUCAGCAACAGUCUGGUGAAGCUGGAGGAGUACGCCAAUGGCCACGGGCUUGGCGGAAGGGCUGCGGCGGCAGCGGCGGCGGCGGCGGCGGCAGCAGCUGCAGCAGCAGCGGUGGCCUCCACCUCCACGACGGAACCGCCGGCCAGCGCUGGAAGUCGCAGCAUCAACAACAACAAUACCCUCAACAACCACGCACUACCUCACGGCGCUCAGUUCUACGCGCAUCCGCUGGCGGGCGAGUCGGCCUCGUCCACGUCCACGUCCACCUCCUCUUCCACCUACCAUCCGUACGCGAGCGCCAAAGCCGACGCGAUGGCGUACGGGGGUACAACCUACGACCACCAUCCGCACGCUGGUCCACCCGGUUCGGCCUCAUCCGGCGACAACAGUGCCUCUGCCCAGCUUGCCUCCACCUACAACAUGAUGAUGAGCAACUACUCCCUGCAUCAUCAGCAACAUCAGCAGCAACACCAGCAGCAGCAGCAGCAGCAGCAGCAGCAACACCAGCAGCAGCAACACCAACAGCAACAUCAACAGCAACUCCUCAAUCAACAGCAACACCAUCAAAUCCUUCACCAUCAGCAGCAGCAGCAGCAACAUAACCUCAACCCGCAGCAAGCGAAUGGAACCGCUAGCGGGCGAGCACUUUUCAAGUAAGUUCCCCCCCUUGCAACACCAGCAGUGUCACACACACACAAAGAGUCAUCAAACCAGUUGUCAUCAGUCGCGAGUGCCCGGAGCGUGCUAUUCCUUGGUUCUUUACGUAGUUGAUUAGCACUAGGUUUCUUAUCGUCGCGACUACUAGGUGUAAUUGUACGCUUUCCCUUCUACGUGUGCUUGUAACUGUAAGUUUUCAAACAAUAUCCAACUGGAACAGUAAAUCGCGUAACGGCAUAACGAUACGUAACGGCAUCGGGACGAUUACAAAAAAAACAAAACAAAACAAAACAAAUGACCGCCGUCUGUCAGGACGAUGAACGUCGACAGAGUGAAUGGCUCAUCCUUGUUCCUGUGCCAAAAAAAACAGUAAGCAGUACACUGCACUUCUUCCACUUGCAUCCCCUUGCUUCAAACCUCUUGUUUCCCACACCUUUUCGUCUUCCCCGCUAGGAUAUGAAGGGGACACUCACCGGAAGAACUCCAAAGUGCAUUGUUCAUCCGGCAUGAAUAUCCAUUUUAAUCAAGCCACUAUUCAGGUCACUAUUCAGGUUAGUCGUGGCCCUUCCCCCCACAAUGGGGCCAAAAUAGUAGUAUUCCAGAAGCCUUUUUUUUGUUUUCCUUUGCAUCGCUCUCUCGGUUAAUAUCCUUCCGCUCGUUCCGGUGUGUAUUAAAGGCUGCAAGUUGUUAAAAACACCGUGGAAAAGAGGGCGAAAGUGAGACCCGGCUUUCCAUGGCGGACGGUUUGCGGAGUUUUAUGAGCUCGUUAGCGUACCGCCAUUCCCGAACAAGAAAAGCCGGAAAAAAAGAGGAAACCCUUUUUUGUCGGUUUUCGUUCGAGUGAAGAUUAUGAUGGAUUUAUGCGAGCCGAAAUUCGGAUGAUUUACGACCGUGUUCGAUCGGUUGACAGAAGCCCUCCUCGCCCUCGGGAUUUUGGGUCUCUCGCGCGUCUCAGGGAAAGAAAGGUCCACCAUGCCAUAGAGAACCGGAACCGGUGGUUUCCGAUGGGGUGGCCAACUCUCUUAAGGUGGUUUUGCUUGACGUAGGAAGGAAGAACACGGAGGAAAACCAAACCGAAAACGAAAGAUGAAGCUAAGAUGAACAACACGAGGAAAGUGCUGAGGAAAUAGGGGAAAUUGCACCAAACCAGGAAGCUAGCAGGAAAUCAAACACGCCAAACGCGAAACGCACAGUUUCCGGAAGGAUUGUAGGAGACUGGCGAUCCACGAUCCGAACCGAAUCAAACUCUCACAACUGUGUCCGGAACGCUUCCAUUUUCCGUUUUGAAGGUUUACCUCAAAUGAACAACCACCUUUGUACAAAAUUUAGCACAGUAUCCGAUGUAGCGUAGGAACUUUAGAAGAAAAACACUAAGAACACGAAACCCAGUUACGAUCAAGCGAUCAACCAAGCGUCGGUACUAGGUGGCAUGAAAUGUGGUGUGCGAAUUUUCCAAAGAAAAGCGAGCGGAAAAACAAAAAACACAAAGAGACAAACAAAAGAGACAGACGAAAUGGGGGAUUUGCGCGAAACUAACCAGCCCAGCGACCGAGGCACACGAGGACGCUCAAAGCAAACUAUCUAGCAAGUAAUAUUCUCCACGAUCACUGUUACUGUACAGAGUGAAAGCUUUAGGUUUUUUUUUUAUCUAUAUAUAAGGAUAAGUACUUGUGUAUAAAUAUAUUUAUGAUGGAGUCUCUAAA
Molecule: messenger RNA, 4609 nt
Organism: Anopheles coustani
Lineage: Eukaryota; Metazoa; Arthropoda; Insecta; Diptera; Culicidae
Product: transcription factor btd
Exons: 4
Coding region: 300-2906 (868 amino acids)
Biological process (GO): regulation of transcription by RNA polymerase II
Molecular function (GO): RNA polymerase II cis-regulatory region sequence-specific DNA binding; DNA-binding transcription factor activity, RNA polymerase II-specific
Source: RefSeq, a predicted model, not a curated record